Trichosporon asahii var. asahii CBS 2479 is the source of this 2415-nucleotide messenger RNA. Its product is annotated as ATP-dependent RNA helicase. The coding region runs from base 1 to 2415 and encodes 804 amino acids. The transcript has a single exon. NCBI's taxonomy places the organism in Eukaryota, Fungi, Basidiomycota, Tremellomycetes, Trichosporonales, Trichosporonaceae. Gene Ontology annotation, molecular function: ATP binding; RNA helicase activity; nucleic acid binding. The record is from RefSeq and is a predicted model, not a curated record.
AUGCCUCUCGACUUCAUCGGGACGAUCGACUCGGACGACGAGGGACCGAUUCUCGAGGUUGAGUCGUCCAAGAAGGGCGGAUCGGCCCAGAACCAGGGCGGACCCAGUGACGAGCUCAACACUGACUUUGUUUUCGACCUCGGCGGUGCUGGACCCGGUACUCUCGACCUCUGGGGAAACGGCACGGAUACGGUGAAGGGCGGAAAUGAGGCGAUUAGCGUUGACGACAUCAUCGCACGAAGGACUGGAAAGCCCCUCGCCCCGUUCCGGGAACGCAAGCGGAGACGGGCGGAGGAGGCCGAGGGCAGCGAUGAGGACGAUGAGGACGAUGAGGACGAUGAGGACGAGGGGGACGAGGAGAGCGAUGAGGACGAGGAGGAAAAUGGAGAGAGCGGAGAGGAGGAGGACGAGGAGAUGGACGUCUCUGGCGACAUCGAUAUCGGUUCCGAGGGUGACGAGGAGGACGACGAGGAGGACGAGGAAGACGAUGAUGAGGCGAUGGACGAGGAUGUCGACUCCGACUCUGACGCCGAGUCCGUGGAGGACGAGGCUGAGAUUGCGCGCAAGAACGCCUUCUUCAGCGCCGACCCGACAGCCGACAAGGAGAAGUCUGAUCUCCCUACCACUUUCGCCUCGAUGAACCUCUCCCGCCCUCUCCUCCGCGCUCUCAGCAGCCUCGGUUUCAACGCCCCUACGCCGAUUCAGUCCCGCGCCGUCCCGCUCGCUCUUCUUGGCCGUGACAUUCUCGGAUCCGCCGUGACGGGUUCGGGUAAGACUGCGGCGUUCAUGAUCCCGAUUCUCGAGCGUCUGCAGUACCGCGACCGAGGGAAGGGAGGUGCCGCGUGCCGUGUGCUCGUGCUGUGUCCGACGCGUGAGCUGGCUGUGCAGUGCGAGCAGGUCGGCAAGGCGCUCGCCGAGCGUGGAGGCCUCGAUGUUCGAUUCGCUCUUCUCGUCGGUGGUCUCUCCCUGAACGCGCAGGCGCACGCCCUCCGCACGCUUCCCGACAUUCUCAUUGCGACCCCGGGUCGUCUCAUCGACCACCUGACGAACACGCCCUCGUUUACCCUCGGCGCGCUCGACAUUCUCGUCAUUGACGAGGCGGACCGAAUGCUCGAGGCUGGAUUCACGGACGAGCUGGAGGAGAUUGUGCGCCAGUGCCCGCGCGGAAGACAGACAAUGCUGUUCUCCGCCACGAUGACGGACAGUGUCGACGAGCUCGUCAAGCUCUCGCUCGACCGCCCCGUGCGCGUGUUCGUCGACAAGGAGCGCAACACGGCGGCUGGCCUGACGCAGGAGUUUGUCCGUGUGCGUUCCGAGGAGACGCGCUCUCCGGCGCUUCUCACGCUUUGCAAGCGUACUGUUCACGAGAAGGCGAUCAUCUUCUUCCGCUCCAAGGCGCUCGCGCACCAGAUGCGUGUCGUGUUUGGUCUCUGCGGCCUCGUCGCCGCCGAGCUGCACGGUAACCUGACGCAGGAGCAGCGUCUCGUCGCCCUCAACGACUUCAAGGCCGGCCGCGUUGACUACCUCCUCGCCACCGACCUCGCCUCGCGUGGUCUCGACAUCAAGGGUGUCGAGACCGUUAUCAACUACGACAUGCCGGGCCAGCUGGCGCAGUACGUGCACCGUGUCGGACGAACGGCGCGUGCCGGACGCAAGGGACGGUCGAUCUCGCUAGUCGGCGAGCCGGACCGCAAGAUGCUCAAGGCCGUCAUGAAGCGCAGCGACAAGGACCAGAUCCGCCACCGCAUCAUCCCGCCCGAGGCGGUGCAGGCAAUGUCUGCCAAGCUCGAUGAGCUGAAGGAGGAGAUCUCCGCCGUUCUCGCCGAGGAGCGCGAGGAGAAGCUCCUCCGGCAGGCGGACAUGGAGCUGCGCAAGGGCCAGAACAUGGUCGAGCACGAGGCCGAGAUCUACUCUCGCCCGGCGCGCACAUGGUUCCAGAGCGAGAAGGAGAAGGCGGCCGCGAAAGAGGCGGGCAAGUCUGCGCACCAGGGCGCGACGGAGCAGCUGCUGUCGCGCCGCGAGCGCAAGGCGCUCGAGCAGCAGCAGCAGCAGGCCGAGAAGAAGAAGGAGAAGCACGGCAAGUAUGACGGCCUCUCUCGUCGCGAGAAGCGCAAAAAGAUGGCCCGCGAGGAGGACGAGGCAGACCGCGCCGCGAGCAAGGCCACCGCCAUGGCGAUUCGUAAUGCGAAGAAGGCCUCUAGGCCCCAGAAGAUUACGGAGAACCAGCCCAAGCUCCAGCCCAAGAAGAAGGGCAAGAGCAAGAAGGCCGCGCCCGCCGCCGAUGGAGGCAAGAAGACGGCCCCGAGCGCCAAAAAGUCCAAGUCGGCGUUCGACCACGAGGGUAUGCGCGCCAAGAAGGUCCGCGUCAACCUCGACAAGAAGGGCAAGAAGGGGCCCAAGAAGGGCAAGAAGUAG